GUGACGUUCAUGAGCAUGGUAACAUCAGCGUUAUCACUGACACAUUGGUCCUUCCUUCUCAUUGUGAUGCAGAGCCUCUCUAGUCUGAUUGGCUACUAUCUUCAUUGUGGAAUGGGACCUCGCAGUGGGUUGAUCAAGAGGACUUCCUCAAAAAAUGAAUUGUCAUUUGAGAAAGAUCAGUGAUGAAAAUAAUCUUUUGUACAUAUUUUGUAUUUGUGUGUUUUGUUAAAUUUGUGGAUCUUGAAAGUACAACUACUGUGAAAUUGAAUGUUAAUUUUCAGAAAAUAAUUGUUAGCUUUCACAAUAAAUCAGAAUAAGAUAUUUUAAAGAACAACCAUCCACCAGAACAAACAACAAAUUUGUUGAGCCAUGACAUGUUUAUAUUAUUAUAAUUCAUUUUUUGGUGCAAAUGAAGUCUAUCUGAUUUAGUAUAUCUGUAAUUCUUGACAACUCAAAUGAAUCAGGUGUUAGAAUUUCAGUGAAAAAAAUACAAAGCUGUGUGCUAGCUGCUUGUGUUUCUGUACUAUCUUAUCAGCUUGACAAGAGCAACACUUUCACUGUUAUUAAUGGUUAGCUGCACAUAAAAACAUACAGGUAGUAAUUCAAUCAUUACUGCAAUACAGGUUUAGCAGUUUUUACAAACUUUUUAACCAAACUGCUAUUUUUGUACAUGUAAAUUGAAAAUUCCUUGAUUAAAAAUAUAAAUAAGCAGGUGCAUAUAAUACUGUAUUAUACUAUGUAAAGGGUGCUAGCAGAGAUAGGACGCAGGAAAAAAAUUGGUUAGAAAACGGGUAAAAACCCUUAAUAUAUAAGAUAGGACGCAGUGGAAAAAUGUCAAAAUCGGAGCCGAAAAAUUUAGUAGGUUGGCGAUGCAUAUAUAACAUUUAUUAAAUCAAAAACAAAUAACUAUUAUUAAAUUUUAUGUCUCUGGCAUAAGUGCUGUUAGUAUUUAAACUGGUUUGCCAUGAAGAAGUAAAUGUUGACUGUUAGAAUUGAAUGUUUAGUUUCUUUAUAUAUCACAGAGAAUAUGAUGAUUUAUGUACAUGUAUGUGCUCUCUGUGUGGGGUUGUAUCAAAUAUACUUAUCCUUACUCAUGCCUUAGAGGGCCUUAGUGAUUCCAUUCCAUUGGUGGCCAAGUAUUCUAAAGUUUAAUAAAAACACUGGAUUUACUUUUUAAUUUAAGUUGGUUAUUGAAUAUGAACCCAGGAGCUUAGAAAUUUGUGUAUGCAUGUAAUUAAAUCUCAAUUAAUAAAUUAAUGGUUAAUUAAAGGAAUGGAUAUUUCCUGUUUAUUUGUUUUAUGUUGCUAAUCAGAUCUGAUGAACACUUUAUAUGUUUUGAAAGCUACCGCACAUGUUGAAGGCUGUUUUUCUGUUUUGUUUUAAAUAAUUAUCUCUUCCUAAGGGGCCAUUUGUUUUUGGAAGGACACAGAUACACAGAUGUUAUAACUAGAUGAUCUUUGAUGCUUCACAUUAUAAUUGGAAAAUUUACUUGAUUUGCAAGUUUAGUUGUAUUUUCAAACUUAAAUCUGAUUCAUUCAUGUGUCCAUCUUGCUGUUUCCUGGAUAAAGUGUAUAUGAUGAUCCUAGAAUAUUUGUUUCUUGAUCACUUUGUUGUGCGAUGUAUAUUUCAUUACUUGUCGUAAAUGAUUUUGAACAUUUUUGCCUAAAUCAAUGUCUGAAGUUCAAUUUCAGGCUUAUAUUUUGUUAUAACUGUUCAGAAUCCUUUUUUCUAGCUUUCCUGAGCACAUAACUUAGGGUAAGCUUUUCUCAUCCCAAACCGUUGGGUGUCCUUCCAUCUUCCUUUAACAAUUUCUUCCAAACAACAACUCGUCCUAAACCGCCUGGCCAAUUUAAAUGAAACUUCUCUGGGAUGUACUAAUGGAAUGUGCCCUUUUGAAUUGUUUAAUGAAUUCCGUAGUGAACUCAGGUUGCCAUGGCAACUGUUAGGAAAUAAAAAAAAUAUAUAUAUUGUUCUUUACAAUAACCGUGAGGCCUGCAGUUGAGAUAUUUUGUGUGUUAUAUUGUCUAGUGGUCCUCUACCAACUUGUUCCAAUUAUGCUCCUGGGGUCAAAACUUGCCCCCGCUCCAGGGGUCACAAGUUCCAUAGAGACUAAAAUGUAAAUAAGAAAAACUUAGAAAAUUCCUUGUCUGAAACAGCUAGGUGAGACCCUUAAUUUUUUGCAUCAUACAGUGGUAUUCCACCAAAAUUGUAAUUAUGCCCCUGGGGACAAAACUGGCCAUGCCCAGGGUUACCAAGUUUCCUAAAGACUUCUAUAUAGAAAUCAUUGAAAAUCUUCUUGUCUGAAACUGCAUAGCCUUGACCCUUUGAUAAUUUGUAUGUAGCAUCAUAUUGUUGGCUUCUAUCAAGCUUGUUCAAAUUAUGCCCCUGGGGUUCAAACUGGCCCCGACCUGGAGGUCACAGGUAAGACUAAUUUAGAGAAAUCUUUGAAAUCUUCUUGUUUGAAACCCUUGAUAUUUUUUAUGUCCUAUCAUAUAGUUUUCCUCUCAAAUCGUGCCCCUGGCCCCACCCUGGGUUAACAAGGAAAAUCUUUGAAAAUCUGCUUGUUUGAAACCUCUAGACACAGACCUUAACUAUUUUGUAUGUUACAUUGUCAAAUGGUCCUCUAUCAUGUUUGUUCAAAUCAUGUCCAUGGGGGUAAAAAUGGCCUCAACCUGGAGGUCACAAUUUUCCUAUAGACUUAUAGGGCGAAGACUUUGAACAUCUUCUUGUCUACAAUGGCGAGGCCAAGACCCUUGAUAUUUUGUAAGUAACAUCAUACAGUGGCCCUCCACCAUGUUUAUUAAAAUGAUGCCCCUGCUGACAAAACCUGUUGGAUCACAAGUUUCCUAUAAACUUAUAUAGUGAAAUCUUUGAAAAUCUUCCUGUUUGAACCCCUGUUUGAAACCCUUGAUAUUUUGUAUGUAGCAUCAUAUAGUUUUCCUCUUUCAAGUUUGUUCAAAUUGUGCCCCUUGGGUCAAAACUGGCCCCGCCCCAGGGCGCACAUGUUUCCUAUAGACUUACUUAAGAAAAACUUUGAAAAUCUUCUUGUCUGAAACUGCUAGGCCCAGACCUUUGAUAUUUUGUAUGCAGCAUCAUACAGUGGUCCCCCAGUAAGUUUGUUCAAAUUAUGCCCCUGGGGACAAAACUGGCCACUCCCUGGGGUUAACAAGUUUCUUCUCUAUCAAGUUUGUUCAAAUCGUUUCCUUAAGAAAAACUUGCCCUGCCGUUGCUUUCACAAGUUUCCUAUAGACUAAUUUUUGAAGCUAUAGCAGCAAAGUUGGGACCAUGAGUGCAGUUUUGAAAAAAACAUCAGUGUUGUGCUUGGAUGACCUUAACCACUCUAACAUUUGACUACCAUAUUCUUGAUCAUAUUUCAAUCCCUAGUUGUAUUGGAAUAAACUCAUUCAUUCUCAUUAAAUAAACAAUUAAUGUAAUUAAUUAACAUGAAAGCAAAUUUGUAUGCUGUACAUGUAUUUUUCUUCAAUGGAAGUAAAUAGUAGAUAACCUUGAGAAUUUUAGCUGACUGCAAUACAAUGUAACUGUUGUUCUACCAGAUAUAUUUUUUAGAAUACAGCAACAGUGAUAACGAAUUUGAGAUUACAUGUAUACAAUUGAUUUACAUUGAUGACCUCAAUCAUAAACAAUCAAUUUUAGACAAUAUUUGAUUCUUGUUAUAUCCCUAUUUAUAACAUAAUGUAUUUAUUCAUAUUUACAAUAAAGUGUGUGUUAAUUUUUGUAAUUCUAGAAGAUGAAAUUGGAAAUAUGAUAGUUGUUAUGUGCACAUCUACACAGAGAACUUCAAUGGUACAUGAACAUUUUUAACCUCAACAAACACACAAGGUUAUACAAUAUCGUAUUUGUUUUUUGGAAAUAUACGCUUGAAAAUCAAGUUCAGCAAGUUUUAGGUCAUAUCAUAGCACUGCAGUGCAAUGCUCCCAGCCCAAACCAGCCAUUACUCCUAUUGUUAGUUUAUCUGUUUUAAAUAACAAAAAUGAUAUAUUGUCAUUGUGUUGGCCUCAUUGUCUACAUUGAUGUUUUUGUAACAUAUUGACCUUAAAACCGUUAUAGAUAUUCUAAUGAAACGUGGUACACAUGUUGCCAGAGACAAUAUCCACAUUUACAGCAAGGAACAUAAUUUAAGCUUGAUUAAAACCAUGCCCCUUUUUCAAUUGAAAAAUAACUACCUAACGAUCUUGUUUCAUGAAGUUAUGUCUAAGGCUGAGCCCUCGAUUUGCAUUUUUUACAUUUUUUUUUUUAAAAAUUUAUAGAAAAUGGCC
Messenger RNA from Mya arenaria, 4277 nucleotides. Its product is annotated as tumor protein p53-inducible protein 11-like. The record is from RefSeq and is a predicted model, not a curated record. NCBI's taxonomy places the organism in Eukaryota, Metazoa, Mollusca, Bivalvia, Myida, Myidae.